This is a messenger RNA of Clonostachys solani, 1998 nucleotides long. Lineage: Eukaryota; Fungi; Ascomycota; Sordariomycetes; Hypocreales; Bionectriaceae. The record is from the annotation of a GenBank genome assembly.
AUGGAUGACCGUCACCAGUUUUUCGUCAUUGCCAAAGCUGGCCAAUACUACCGUUCGCUCGCCGCAGUUCGUCACUCGUGCCUUUGGGGCAUCACCACACUUCGACAGUGUCUGCACGUCCUCCACAUCUUCUCACACAGCGAGAACCGCCUUGCGCUGCAGCAAGAGCUUCGCUUCGCCAAAGAGUACUUUGGUGACAGACCUCCCCCGGAGCCGACCCCACGCGAAUCCAGUUGGUACACCAGAUUUGGACCAUGUCCUUUCCCCUUCAUCACCACCUGUCUGAUGAUGGGUGCUUCUCUCAACCCGGAUACAUUGCAUGCAUACAUCGUCACUGAGGAGCCUUUCGGCUACCCCUUUGAUAUGGGGCAGUCUCGUCACGGCAUAACCAUCCUCGAUAUCACUGAUUUGGACAAUGUCAAAUAUUGCUUCGUCCACUUGGCAGCUACCAAUCCGGAGUCAGGCCUUCCAUGCACCCCUUUUCAACCACUCACAGGCUGGCAAUAUAUUAAGAGCUACUACCCGGAGGACGAUAUGAACACCGAAAGAUCCAUGGACCUUGCUAACCCCCUUGAGGAGAAGUCUCUUAUUGAUGUCCAAGUUCUGGCUGAGACAUGGCCAUGGGGCACUUGGUCCGAUGAUAGGCCAGCCUUGCGGGCCGCAAGCCCACCAAGUCUUCGUCAAAUGCCAAGGAGUUUGUUGGAAAUGAGUGUGGAGAAGGUCGUCGAUGCCAUCAUAUCAUCGGAGUUCGUCAGAGACUUCAUAGCAGUCAGAAAUACACUUGAAGUGCUCCCCAACAUUCAGCUCCUCUUAAAAGAGCCUCUACUCAGGCGAGCUAAGGACGUCAAAACGACACCUUCCCUUUUACUCCUGGCCCUCGCCUACCAGGGUGAGCACACUCUGGAUUUGGCGCCCUUCACCAGGCUCAUACUGCCUGAUAUCGAGUAUAUGCUGAAGAGUGGUUCAUUCUCUUCUGUGAAAACCAUAAAUUUGUCCGGUUUGCUUACCCCCUGGUGCAUCUCAAAGCUAUCAACAGUCCUGUCACAUCUACCCGCUUUGAAAACGCUCUGUGUGCUAGACAAGCCAGGCCGGCCCGAUGAUACUCUAGCUUCGAGAGCCAUCGCCCAGCUUACAUCAUUGAACCCGCAUCUAAGGCUCAACAAGAUUCUAAUCUCCGGUCUGUUCUCAAUUCCCUUCCGUGGCAUCCCCUGGAUUCCAGAUAUGAGCCACGCCUCCAGCGCACUUCCGGGAUUUCCAAGUGUCCAGCUUCUAGUCUACCACAGAAGCGAAGCUAUUCAAGAGCGAGUGGCACCAUACGAACACUUUUCCCUGGGUGAUGCACUUCUCAACCCAGCCCGGCUUGUGAACAUUAUUUUGCGCUACUGCCAAAUUCUGAUAGCCAAUAGAUUCCAGAUGGGGGGUGGCACCGGAUACCAACUCGCCGUGUGCAUUGCAACCGCCUCCUCAACGCCGGGCAGCUCGGAAACAGGUGAGAUCGGGGUAAUCCCAGCACAAACUUACAUAUACGGCAAGCAUAGCCACCACUCCUCCACAGCCGUGGGCUGCUAUUCAGACAUGAGAGACCUCAGGCCCGGACAGUGGACUAUCCUCAUGGUCAGAAACCUCCCUAGAAUGGGGUAUGGCAGCCCGGGUGCCAGUUUUGAUCGGGGCUUCAUGUAUGCCUUCUUGCGUUGCAGAUCGGUAAUUCCUGCGAGAACACCGCCCGGAGAGCCGAUUGAAAUCGACGAGGCGGAUUUGGAUGUCUUUAGCUUUGAAGGAUUUCUGCGAGAAACCUGCCAGUUUGCCGACCCUGUGGAUUUCGAAAGUUUUCUCCGGCCACUACGGGAAAUGUCUGGGAGGAGCCACCUCCUCUACCCGAAUCUUCACGACGUGCUUCGGUGUAUGAGUGCUCGGGAAGCGAGCCACUUGCUUGUUAAAUUCAUGGAAAACAUCCCAAAUGUGGAUAGAGCGAAGGAAAAGACGUUCACAUUCGCCUAG